Molecule: messenger RNA, 1133 nt
Organism: Mercenaria mercenaria
Lineage: Eukaryota; Metazoa; Mollusca; Bivalvia; Venerida; Veneridae
Product: myb-like protein X
Exons: 2
Coding region: 150-1133 (327 amino acids)
Source: RefSeq, a predicted model, not a curated record
GUAGUUUUAUUGUGUGUCUUUAUGAAUAUAAAUGUACUACCAAUGUACAAACAUAUAUUGUAGCUGGUAUUUUUCCAAUCAAUACUAUAGAUACAUGUUGAAAGGACUGCCUGUAAUUUGCUAAUAAACCGAGUUCCUGGGAUUGAAGAAUGGAAUCAGAUGCAGAUAGAAAGAAGAAAUGGAAGCUGAAGAAAAUAAAUAAAUGCUGGUUCUUAGAUGUUGGCGGUAAACUUACACGGAUGAAUAUGCUGAACUUUGCUACUGAUGUUCACGUGGAGGACAACGUUAUUUUUGCCGAUGAUCUUGUGUUUCAGCUUACAGAGGAAAGUGACAAAGAAGUCACGGUGUCAGAGAUUAAUGAUAUAUCCCUAAAAGAUAACAUAUCUGAAUAUGAGGAAAAAGAGUCAGUAGUCAGAAAUGAAAAGGAAACUGACGAAGAAGUCACGGUGACAGGGAUUAAAGAUAUAUACCUAAAAGGUAAAAUCUCUAAAUCUGAGGAAAAAGAGUCAGUUGUCAGAAGUGAAAAGGAAAGUGACAAAGAAGUCAUGGUGAAAGAGAUAGAUGAUAUAGCUCUAAAUGAUAAAAUCUCUGAAUCUGAGGAAAAAGAGUCAGUUGUUAGAAGUGAAAAGGGAAGUGACAAAGAAGUCAUGGUGACAGAGAUAGAUGAUAUAUCUCUAAAUGAUAAAACCUCUGAAUCUGAGGAAAAAGAGUCAGUUGUCAGAAGUGAAAAGAAACGUGACAAAGAAGUCACGGUGACAGAGAUUAAAGAUAUAUCCCUAAAAGAUAACAGCUCUGAAUAUGAGGAAAAAGAGUCAGUUGUCAGAAGUGGAAAUGAAGAGUUCGUUGCAAGAAACAACUCCAGUGAAAAUGAAUCUGAAGAGUCACCAAAAACAGAGAGUGAUCGAAAUGAUAAUAUGGCACAAGACGCACCUCUUACAAAUAAAAAUAGAAGUCCAAGAGCGGAACUUACACUAGUAGAAGGUAUAUUAAAGCUUAACAUUAAACAAAGAUAUAAUAAUCAAAGAAACCAGAUUACACCGAAAUUACCUCGAAAAUACAAUAAUUCUGACAAACACAUUAAAUAUGGUGACAUCCCACCGAGUCUGGAAAACAUGAAAAACGUAAAAAUGUAG